Sapajus apella (tufted capuchin) is the source of this 726-nucleotide messenger RNA. RefSeq lists its product as uncharacterized. The record is from RefSeq and is a predicted model, not a curated record. Lineage: Eukaryota; Metazoa; Chordata; Mammalia; Primates; Cebidae. The transcript is spliced from 3 exons. The coding region runs from base 96 to 434 and encodes 112 amino acids.
ACCUGGCUCAGAGCUGCUCCUCAGCACCAGCUGCUGGACUGGACAAGAUUUUAGGGAAGGUGCAGCCACAUACCAGGAAGAGCCUGGCAUCCGCAAUGACCCGUGAGCAGCUGUUCCUGCAGCUGGGCCUGCCCCUCAAGCAUGCUGAGCCUGUCCUUCACAGCCCCGUGGUGCUAACCCAGGGCCCCAAGACCACCAGGAAGCAUCUCUUCCUCUUCAGGGACUGGCUGGUCAUUGCCAAGCAGAGGUGCUUAGAGAUUUCAAAGAAUUCAAAACCCACCUGGCAUCCUUCCCCCGGAUCCCAGCCCGGGAUGUGUUGUUUUCAGAGACCUGAGAAAACCCCAGGGAGACACAAACAGCAGCUGGGGAAAUCCUGCCACGGCUCAGAACGCACCCUUGUCACCGGCUCCGCGGGCGCCCAGCUGAGCUCCUGAACGUGGCUCUGGGCUGCGGGCUGGUACCCAGGGCACUCGCAGGUGUGUGGCCUGAACCACCCCCACUUUGUAUUCCGGAACUCCCUGAGUUCCCCUUGUAAACAGCCUCAGCGUGCUCCCCAGCAGCCAGGAGGACAGGGAAAGGUCAGUGUGGGGUGUGCGGGAAACGCGCAGGGUUGGCAUGGACGGUUAGCGUCAAACACACCAGCAAGCCCUGGCCCCGGCGGCCUGGCUAGAGGCACACACGGGCCACCGCACCCGGAGACCUCCCCAGGCCUGGCCAUGGGGCUUC